AAGCAGGAAAUGUGUGGUUUUAGCAGCUCUGAGUCUAGCAUUCAAAGUGCUCGGUGUCACAUCACCAACAGGUACGAUGGCACGAACAUCUCUGCAAUGGCUGAUCUUUCUGACCUCACUGCUGAGCAGCACCACAAACCAAGUCUCUCUGACUGGGAGUCCCAGCAGCUCUCAGACGUUUGAAGGACAGUCUGUCUCUCUGAGCUGUGAGGAGGACGACUGCUCUGCUGGAUGGACUCUGAGGAGGAACACAAACAGAGAAACCAGGACUCAGUGUGGACCUGACUGGGGAAGACCUACUGGUUUCUCCUGUAUCAUCAGCUACAUGGACCCAGUGGAGAGUGGAGUUUACUGGUGUGAGUCCAGAGAGGGAGCGGCCAGUAACAGCAUCAACAUCACUAUCACUGGUGGACCAGUGAUCCUGCAGAGUCCUGUCCUCCCUGUGAUGGAGGGAGAAGACCUCACUCUGACCUGUAAAACAAAGAAGCCCUCCAACCUCCCAGCUGAUUUCUAUAAAGAUGGCUCCUUCAUCAGGACUGAGCCUUCAGGUCACAUGACCAUCCACCAUGUUUCCAGGUCUGAUGAAGGCCUCUACAAGUGUUUCAUCAGCAAUGUUGGAGAGUCUCCACCCAGCUGGGUCUCUGUCACAGGAAAAAACCAACCCAGCUCCAUGGUAAGAGCACCCAUCCAAGCUCAGAAGAUUUUGCCUGUCUGUGGUGGCAUCAAGGCGGUCAGCACUGUGCAUCACAUCUGAACGGAACUAUUGUUACAUCUGGAAGAUGAUUUAAACAUGUUCAAUACAAAAGUCAUUGCUUUGAGUUAAAAUUUCUCCUAUACUGACAGCCACUGCCACAUAUGUAAUGUACGGAAUAUUUUCAAUAAAGUUUGUUUCCGUA
Molecule: messenger RNA, 896 nt
Organism: Perca fluviatilis (European perch)
Lineage: Eukaryota; Metazoa; Chordata; Actinopteri; Perciformes; Percidae
Product: Fc receptor-like protein 5
Exons: 5
Coding region: 77-754 (225 amino acids)
Biological process (GO): cell surface receptor signaling pathway
Molecular function (GO): transmembrane signaling receptor activity
Source: RefSeq, a predicted model, not a curated record